UACACAUUAACUGUCCGUGGCAUUAUUGUUAGGCGGCCACAUCUCGGUGUUCACUCAGCAUUUAGCUCUCGGCCAGAUCGGUGCGCUAAACACAGGACAUUGCGCUCAUACUCUUGGUGAAGCGGACGACCUCAUUGUGAUAUUGAUGGUGGUGAUUGGUUGCUAAAGGCAGAUUGGGGAAGUUGCGGCUUUGUCCAGGAGAUGCUUGAAGGUGCAUUGGGAUGUUUUUCUACAAAGCCCUUGAAUACAGAAAUGAAGAUGAAGAAGACAGUCAGUCCCAGAAACCCUGGAUAGAAAGCACUUUCACCAAGCGGGAAUGUGUGUACAUACUUCCAGUGUCAAAAGACCCCCACAGAUGCCUUCCAGGAUGCCAGAUUUGCCAACAGCUAGUUCGGUGCUGCUGCGGGCGGCUGGUGCGGCAGCAUGUUGGCUUCACGGCCAGCCUGGCCAACAAGUACUCGGACGUGAAGACGGCUGAGAGCGCCGGUGGGCCCGCCCCAGAGUUGGAGGAGUGGUCGGUGGAAAAACACACAGAGGCUAGCCCUACUGACGCCUAUGGUGUCGUUAACUUCCAGGGAGGUUCGCACUCCUAUAGAGCCAAGUAUGUGCGUUUGUCCCACGACUCUCGUCCGGAGAGCAUCCUGCGGCUGAUGCUCAAGGAGUGGCACAUGGAGUUGCCCAAGAUCCUCAUCUCUGUCCACGGGGGCGUGCAAAACUUUGAGCUACACCCUCGCAUCAAGCAAGUGGUGGGCAAAGGCCUCAUCAAGGCAGCUGUCACCACGGGUGCCUGGAUCCUCACCGGAGGGGUCAACACAGGUGUAGCAAAGCAUGUCGGUGACGCUCUCAAAGAACACUGCUCCAGAUCAUCAAAGAAGAUUUGCACUAUUGGCAUUGCAUCCUGGGGAGUCAUCGAAAACAGGACCGACCUCAUCGGGAGAGACAUCAUUGCUCCAUAUCAGACACUGCUCAACCCACUCAGCAAACUCAACGUUCUCAAUAACCUCCACUCCCAUUUCCUCCUUGUUGAUGAUGGCACAGUGGGCAAGUACGGUGCGGAGGUUCAACUACGUCGGGACCUGGAGAAGCACAUCAACCUCCAAAAAAUACAUGCACGUAUUGGUCAGGGUGUUCCUGUGGUGGCACUCAUCUUUGAGGGUGGUCCCAAUGUGAUCUUGACCGUGCUUGGUUAUCUUCAAGAGAGCCCUCCCGUCCCUGUGGUGGUGUGUGAGGGAACGGGCCGAGCAGCUGAUAUACUGGCCUACGUUCACAAGCAAACUGAGGAAGGCGGCGGCCUACCUGAUGGCGUGGAAGCAGACAUCAUUGCCACCAUCAAGAAAACCUUCAACUUCAGCCAGAGCGACGCCAUCCAUCUUUUUCAGACUCUGAUGGAGUGUAUGAAGAAGAAGGAAUUGAUUACCGUGUUUCACAUCAGUUCCGAAGAGAGCCAGGACAUUGACGUUGCCAUUCUUAGAGCCUUACUCCAAGGCACAAAUGCGUCUCCCUUCGAUCAGUUGGACCUGACCCUGGCCUGGGACCGCGUUGACAUUGCCAAGAAUCAUGUGUUUGUGUACGGACAGCAGCUUUUGGUGAGCUCCUUGGAACAAGCCAUGCUGCAUGCACUUGUGAUGGAUCGAGUGGACUUUGUCAAGCUGCUGAUUGAAAAUGGUGUCAGCAUGCACCGUUUCCUGACAAUCAGUCGGCUCGAGGAGCUUUACAACACUAAACAAUCACCUAACAAUCCAACUCUCCUCCACCUGGUUAGAGAUGUCAAGCAGAGCAACUUACCUCCAAACUAUAAAAUCACCUUAAUUGAUGUGGGCCUGGUCAUCGAGUACCUGAUGGGCGGAACUUACAGGUGCAACUACACAAGGAAACGCUUUAGAAUCAUUUACAACAAUCUCCAUGGCAGCAGUCGGAGGUCUGGGCGCCACCUGAUGGGCCCGGGCUCUCAUUUGGGGAAAAGUCACGAGUCAUUCAGCAUGCACGCUGAUAAGAAGGAGAAGAUCAGGCACAAUCAUUUCAUCAAGACUGCACAGCCUUACAAACGCAAGUUGGAGUCCACCAAAGAGCAAAGUAAGAAGCGCAACAGGGAGGAGAUCGUGGACAUCGACGAUCCGGAAACGCGGCGCUUUCCCUACCCCUUCAACGAGCUACUGGUGUGGGCCGUGCUCAUGAAGCGGCAGAAAAUGUCGCUGUUCUUCUGGCAGCACGGCGAGGAAAACAUGGCCAAGGCCCUGGUGGCCUGCAAGCUUUGCCGUUCGAUGGGCUACGAGGCCAAGAAGAGUGAUGUGGUCGACGACACAUCGGAGGAGCUGAAGGAGUACUCAAAUGAAUUUGGCACAUUGGCGGUGGACCUGCUGGAGCAAUCGUUCAGGCAGGAUGAGACAAUGGCCAUGAAGCUUCUCACCUACGAGCUGAAGAACUGGAGCAACUCCACCUGCCUAAAGCUGGCUGUCUCCUCACACCUGCGACCCUUCGUGGCACACACCUGCACCCAACUGCUGCUGUCUGACAUGUGGAUGGGGCGGCUAAACAUGCGCAAGAACUCCUGGUACAAGGUGAUCCUGAGCAUCUUAGUGCCUCCUGCGAUCCUGCUGUUGGAGUACAAGUCCAAAGCCGAGAUGGCACACAUCCCUCAGAGUCAGGACGACCACCAGAUUACCAUGGAGGACAGUGAAAACAACUUCCAAAAUAUUACCGAUGACAUCCAAAUGGAUGUUUUCAAAGAGGCCAGAUCCAACGAACCUGUGGAUACAAAGACUGACAUGGAGACACACGUUCGCUCCAGAAAGCUGCCAUUAACCAGGAAAAUCUACGCUUUCUACCACGCUCCCAUUGUCAAGUUCUGGGCCAACACGCUCUUUUAUUUGAGUUUCUUGAUGCUCUACUCAUACGUGGUCCUGGUAAAAAUGCCCGAAUGGCCUUCUCCUCAAGAGUGGGUCGUCAUUCUCUACAUCUUCACCUCAGCCAUUGAGAAGAUUCGAGAGAUGUUUAUGUCAGAAGCAGGCAAAAUAAGUCAAAAGAUAAAAGUGUGGUUUGAUGACUACUUCAACGUCUCAGACUUCCUGGCCAUUGUGUCCUUUUUCAUUGGCUUUGGAUUGAGGCUGGGUGGAGGGAAAGCCUUUGUCCCAGGCAGGACAGUUUAUUGUCUCAAUAUCAUCUUCUGGUACGUGCGACUCCUCGAUAUCCUGGCCGUCAACCAGCAAGCUGGGCCCUAUGUCAUGAUGAUCGCCAAAAUGGUGGCCAACAUGUUUUACAUUGUGGUGAUAAUGGCCAUCGUCCUGCUAAGCUACGGAGUUCCCCGCAAGGCCAUUCUAUAUCCGCAUGAAGAGCCAAGCUGGACACUGGCCAAAGAUGUGGUGUUCCAGCCAUACUGGAUGAUGUAUGGGGAAGUUUAUGCUUAUGAAAUCGAUGUGUGUGCCAACAACAGUGAGUCGUCAGUCAGGAGCCUGUGCACAGCAGGAGUGUGGCUGACUCCUCUCCUACAAGCAGUCUACCUCUUUGUACAGUACAUCCUCAUGGUCAACCUACUCAUUGCCUUUUUCAACAACGUGUAUCUCCAGGUGAAGUCCAUCUCCAAUCUGGUGUGGAAGUAUCAGCGCUACCACUUCAUCAUGGCCUACCAUGAGAAACCGGUCCUCCCUCCACCCUUCAUCCUCCUGUGCCAUAUCUACUCGCUCUUAUGCAUGUGCAGAAAAAGAAAGAAGGAGCACACCUAUGGGCCAAAAUUGUUUCUCACAGAGGAAGAUCAAAAGAAGCUUCAUGACUUUGAGGAGCAGUGUGUGGAGACGUACUUUCAUGAAAAGGACGACCAGUUUCACACAGGAAGUGAGGAACGCAUACGGCUCACCUCUGAAAGGGUUGAGACCAUGUGCAUGCAGCUGAAGGAGGUGGGCAACAAGGUCAACUUCAUCAAGCGCUCCUUGCACACAUUAGAUUCCCAGAUCGGCCACCUGCAGGACCUGUCUGCUCUCACCGUGGACACCCUGAAGACAUUGACGGCUCAGAGGUCAUCGGAGGCCAGCAAGGUCCACAAUCAGAUCACCCGUGAGCUCAGCCUCUCCAAGAACGUGGUCCCCAGCAUCGUCCCUGUUGCAACAGACACCGGGCCCCAUUCCAAAUCCUCCGUGAUGGGGAAGCGGAGUGUGGGGGCCUACCUCGGCUCAGCGAACAUCGCAGACUCUCUUUUUGGGAAUGGUGCCGGGGGCUACGGGACUGAUGGGCUCGGGCACUCCGCCGCUGAGGCUGGCUCCUCCGGCACCGGUGCCUCCAGUGCCUUUGUCCAAAGUGCCAUUUCCCCUCUGGAGCUCCACUCCCGCACCCGCAGCAAACUGACCCGUCCACACGAGCCGGAGUAUUCCGACUCUCCAUCCAGCCUGCCCAACGUGCCCUCGCGCUUGGCGCACUUCCACAUCAGCAGCACCCCCUCCCAGCCGAGCGGCUCCAGCCACCCAGAGCUUGCUCUGGCUGGGCUUUACCAGCAGACGCCUGACAGCGCCGUUGUAAAGUUUGGGGCGUUUGUCGGUAAGUAUGAAAGAGAAUCUGCUGUCGCUCCAAAGAGGAGCGAGGACGAUGAAAACUGUGUGUGUGUGUAUCCUACUGUGGUCAUUGUAUCUAAGACUACGGGCGCUGCUCAGCCUGCCUGCUCACCUGCUUGCUACGCGCAGCCUGGCAAUGCACAGGGUGGGGAUGGGGCAUCGGGGUACAUCAAUGAAGCUUUUUGCGAUGAUGAGGGCCGGACAGCCUCUCCAAGUAGAUGCCAAAUAAACACUCAGAGCCAAGAAUAUAGCGGAUGUUCCGCCACCGCCCCUGCCAUGACAGGCCAAUGCCCCCGCAGACGAGGGAGCGGAGAUUGCGAUGCUUCUCUCCCACCAGAGUCCUGCUUUGAGGGUGAAAAUUGUGACAAGAGGAUACAUGUGGAAAUGCUAACAAGAGGACAUAAAGACUGUUUUGACCUCCAGCGUUCAACACCCAAAGAGACCUGCAGUCCCCAGCGUAGUAGACAACUGGUUCAGCCUGAAAGUCAGGGUCAAAUUAGAGCAGUUAACUCCUAUGCUGGUUUCACAGAGUUUGACAGGAGUCCUGCUUUUCUCCAUCCUGAUUCAACUUUGAGGAAGAGGGAUCGUAGCAGAGUGUCAGCUGAAGACAUCCUCAUUCACGAGGAUCCCCAGGCUUCAGUGCCGGAAAGAGUCCAAGUCAAAUCAGCCCAAGCAAGUAGCCUCCAACCCCCCGGGGAGGACAAAUUACCUGCUUCAGUCUCUCUCUGCACACCUCGCCACUCCCUCCUUGGACCCAGAAAGGACUCCAUUGGGUCACCUUUCAAGCCUAUGGAGAACUACCAGUACUCAGCUGUUGAACGUAACAACCUGAUGCGACUGUCACAGAGUAUCCCCUUCACACCGGUCCCUCCCAGAGGAGAGCCAGUGAUGGUGUACCGCCUGGAGGAGAGCUCGCCCAACACCAUCAACAACAGCAUGUCUUCCUGGGCCCAGCGUGGCCUCUGCGCCAAGAUUGAGUUUCUUAGCAAAGAGGAGAUGGGCGGCGGCCUUCGACGGGCCCUCAAAGUCCUCUGCACCUGGUCCGAAUAUGACAUCCUCAAGCCUGGGCACCUGUAUAUAGUGAAGUCCUUCCUGCCCGAGGUGGUCGAGACCUGGCAAAGCAUCUACAAGGAUGAUACCGUGUUGCACCUUUGUCUCAGGGAAAUUCAACAGCAGCGGGCUGCGCAGAAGCUGACCGUGGCCUUCAACCAGAUCCGACCCAAGCCUAUUCCUUACUCACCAAGGUUCCUCGAGGUGUUCCUUCUCUACUGUCACUCUGCGGGCCAAUGGUUCGCCAUCGAAGAGUGCAUCACGGGCGAGUUCCGCAAGUUCAACAACAACAACGGCGAUGAGAUCGCUCCCACCAACCUCCUGGAGGAAACCAUGCUGGCUUUUAGCCACUGGACCUACGAGUACACGCGCGGCGAGCUGCUGGUGCUCGACCUGCAGGGGGUUGGAGACAUUCUGACCGAUCCAUCUGUAAUAAAGAGUGGCGAGAAGGGGUCAUACGACAUGAUCUUUGGACCGGCCAACCUGGGUGACGAAGCCAUUAGGAACUUCCGAGCGAAACAUCGCUGUAACUCCUGCUGCAGGAAGUUAAAACUUCCCGAUCUGAAGAGGAAUGAGUACACGCCUGAGCAGGUGCCUACCCGGGGGACGGAGCCAAGGAGCCGCGCCAAUCAAUGAGGCUCAUGAUGCUGUGAUGAAUCAAUCAAUCAAUCAACUGGAAGAAUCCCGCUUGUGUUUCCAUGGAAAUGGCCAUACGCUGUGUCAAAAAAAUGAAAUGAUGUUUUGCAUGUGCAUACAUGAGCAUACAUGGUACAAGAAUUAUUUAUUGAUGUUUCUUGAUGUUGCCUUCUUUUCACAUAUACAUACAGUAUAUAUAUAUAUAUAUUUACACAAAAAAAGAAAAAUCAAAGUGCAUUGUAUAUCUGUUACAACACCGCAUUAUUAUUCUAUGUGUCCAAACAUCUUUUAUCCCAACUUUUUAUCUAUGAAAACAUGUAAAGGGCAGAUUGCAAUGCAACUUUUCCACGACAUUGUUUGUGUCAUUUUAAUCACAAAAAAGUGUGUCCGCCCUCUAUAUAUUUUUUUUUUGUUACUAAGGUACAUUUGCAAUAUCUUUGUCAUCACCUAUCAAUACGCGCAGCUGAAUUAAAUCUAGUGUAUCUUAUAGAUACUGUUCUCUGCAUGAGCUUUGUCAUCUUUUAUUCAGGGUACACUUGAAGGGGUAUUACAGUGUACAUUUUGUACUGAACAUCAUUUUUAACCAAUAAAAUCACAAAAUAAGUUGAAUGUGUCACGUGGUUUUAAGAGAGUACGAUGUGUUUUGUAUUUUCAUUUGUAUUCUAUGUGUGUCCUUUCAAGGGUUCCCAUCAUUUGUUUUUUUUUACCCCGGACUUGCUACUUUUUUAAAUAUAUAAUUCAGUUAAACCACACCUCAAAAUCAAUGUGAAUUCCAUUGCUUCAUUUAAUUACAUAUUUAUUAAUUUUGCCUGAUGGAACUUAUUGCCAUGACCACUGUGGGUUUUUCUAUCAUUAAAAGAGGCGGCUCAAUAAUUUUGCCUCUGUUUGUGACUGGGAUAUUUCUGUCUGUUGUUGAUGAAAGUACUUUCUCGCUUGUACGAGGAACUACACUUGAGUUGUUUAUUGAUGUGUGUGUGAGGGGAGGGGGGGACAAAAGAUGUUCAAUGUACACUUUCCCCAAACAAGGCACAUAUAUAUUUGACAUUAGAAAAAUCUCAUGGCAUACCACCCCAAAAAAUCUCCGCCAAAUUGGAUGCACAGUUAAAUCGUACUUUCCGAAGAGCACUUGAUUGUUCUUCCUGUUGAUAUAUGAUUCUGGCAUAAAUUGCUCAACAAAAUAUACAAUUUUCUUCCCAAACUGAGGUGUACCUAAUGUUGUGGCCAAUUUCUUGUGCUGGAUGACGACAGUGAAAGUAAUUAAAGGACCUUCGGCUUUGUUUCACUUUCAAGAUGAGCCACCUCAUUCAGGUCACAGCAUAAUGCUGAUGUUCUUUCUACUUGUCUCAUUUUUGUUUGUAUUGAUGCUUCUUUUUUUUCCAAUGAUAGUAUUAUUGCUUUUUUUGUUUUUAUUUGUGUUUUCUUUAUGAUUGAAAAUACAGGUGUUAACUUUGGGGGCUUUUUUUGCUUGUAUUUUAUACCUUUUUUUAGUUUUAGGGCAAGUAAAUCAAGAAUAUUGAUUUGAUAUUUUGACUGCUUUUUAUUCAUUCUUGUUUUUAUUGUUAAUGUAUGUUUUAUUGAAAAGUGCAGCAGCACGCCAAUCAAACCUCUCAUGUAUUGUUUUCUUUUCUCAAUCUAUAAUUCUUUUUGGGGUGGUUACUUGUUUGUUUUUAUGUUUUUUUUUUCAUUCAAAAUUGAAGAUUUUUACUUGCAAGCAAGCCAAUCAUUUAGUAUAUUUCAUCCAUCCUUCCAUUUUCUUAUCCACUUAUCCUCUGUGUAUUUCAUUUUUAUCUAUUCAUUUGUUUAUUUUUGACUUUGCUGGCUUUAAAAAGAACUCACAGUGGUGCUUUGAGAGUGAUUCGACUCAAUUUUGAGAGAUACAAGCUGUCUUUCUGAUUUUUUAAUUUUUUUUGCUUUGACUUGCAAGCUAAAUCUGAGACAUGAACAGUAGAGUGGCAGUGAAUUUAACUCGUUUGACACGAAGCAGCAGUUUUCACAUUCGUUAGCCCACAUAGUAUAUACGUGGCACGCAACAAAUCUGAGCAAUCCAUAUUUGAAUACAAAAGGUGCAGCAACAACACAACAAAUGAGAAGCAAAAUAACAAUACUCAGACACUUUUUGAUCAAAAAUGUUUUUUUUUAAAUGCUAAAUUAUAGAGUGCUGGAACAGAUUAAUGCCAUUUCCAUUCAUUUCAGCAGGGAAGGGUUAUUUAAAGUUUUGUGUUGUGAGCAUGGUCAAACAAGUUAAACUUGUAUUAGAACGCACCACUACUUGUUACCAUUUUUUAAAUAUGUGGUUGUAAUUUCUGUAUCGUUCUUUUUAUUGAAAAUGUAGUGUGUUGGGAAGUCAAUCAAAUGCUUCAUAUAUUAAAAUUGUGUUCAAUUAUUUUAUUUUCCUUGAUUUCCUUUCUUACUGAACAAUAUAUUUUUAGUUUUGGGCUAAUCAAAUGAUUCGUAUAUGAUUAAGUAGUCUUCUUUUUUUUAAUUGUAGGUUUUGUGGUGUAUUUUGUCAAAACAGUUCUGUUUUUUUUUUUUGUAUCGACAAAUGAUGUGUGGAAAGAGUCUUUGUGGUUCUGUUUCAAAGUGGGAGGUGAAAGGAAAGAGGAAAUAACAAACUGACUGACGUCACAUGUUGAUGCACAAACUUGUCAGGCCGACCAUGUCGCAGUUCCCUCCCAUUGGGUGCGGUCCAUUUUUUUUACUUUACAAAACCAAGUCAGACGGACGUGACUUUGCACUUUCAUCCAGCAUCAGCAAGAACUUGACUGACGUGUGCUGCUCGCCGACUAGCUAAAAAACAAAAAACAACAACAAAAGCAAAAUGCCGACUGUUGAUAUUGAGUACUGCGGCAGUUGAGGGUAUGGCUCUAAAUUUAGAGGCCUGGAAACUGCGCUGAAGCAGGAGUUUGGGGACGACGCCAUUCAAAUCAAGGGAUAUGUUGGCAGGAAAGCGAGUUUUGAGGUGAAGGUGGAUGGAGAACUGAUCUUCUCCAAGUUGGCCUCCGGAAGGUUCCCGGACAAGAAUGAGAUAAUUGCGAAGAUCAGGAAGCCAAAAUGAGAUGAAGAGAAGUAGCAGAGCACGAUGAGAAAGCCUCCGAGGGGCCAGACGUCGACUGUCCUUCUUUUGAUGACUGUGCACGCUAAAACGUCAAAAAAGCGCGACACACGAUGCCGUAGAAGGCCGUCUGCUGAUCUGGAGUCUGUGGAAGCUGCUCCCAUCGUGGCUGCCUUGUUUACGCUUAAUCAUAUCAGCAAUUGGGGAUGCAACGCAAGAAAUUGGAUACAACAACAAAAGUGCUUUUUUGCUUUGGGAUCAAAACUUGGGUUAUGAUGAUUACUGCUCAAAUCAGGACGAAACAUUGGGUGGAAAAAGGCAAACUGCACUGAAUAUGACCAUUUUUUGGUAGAAACCACAUCAUGUUUAAUAUGUGCUUCAAAAUAAACUGCAUCUUUUCCACUACCUA
Hippocampus zosterae (dwarf seahorse) is the source of this 9685-nucleotide messenger RNA. RefSeq names its product transient receptor potential cation channel, subfamily M, member 7 (gene trpm7). Gene Ontology annotation, molecular function: protein serine/threonine kinase activity; calcium channel activity; ATP binding. The record is from RefSeq and is a predicted model, not a curated record. Gene Ontology annotation, cellular component: membrane. The transcript has 44 exons. Bases 222 to 6224 code for a protein of 2000 amino acids. Gene Ontology annotation, biological process: calcium ion transport; protein phosphorylation; protein tetramerization. NCBI's taxonomy places the organism in Eukaryota, Metazoa, Chordata, Actinopteri, Syngnathiformes, Syngnathidae.